Chinchilla lanigera (long-tailed chinchilla) is the source of this 1378-nucleotide messenger RNA. Its product is annotated as homeobox protein ESX1-like. The coding region runs from base 75 to 1052 and encodes 325 amino acids. NCBI's taxonomy places the organism in Eukaryota, Metazoa, Chordata, Mammalia, Rodentia, Chinchillidae. The transcript is spliced from 4 exons. The record is from RefSeq and is a predicted model, not a curated record. Gene Ontology annotation, molecular function: DNA binding.
UGAGCGCACGGGGCCUCCGAUUCCUUCCGAAUCUUCCGAAGCGGCACAGCUUCACUAACCGACGUGCGCGGGACAUGGAGCGUCCUCCGAAGGAUUACAGCUACAAUUUGCUAGGCCUGGGAGUCGAACCGGAGGACCAGGAGGACCAGCAUGAUAUAAAGCCAACUGCAGUUUCGUCUGCUGAAGAGAAAAAAGAUGGCGAAGAGGACGUACAGAGUGAGGCUGAGCAGGGAGCAGCAGCAGCAGCAGCAGCAGACGAGAAAGAAGAAAAACAAGAGGAAUUAGGAGGAGAAAGGGAAGGCCAAGCUGGCGCUGGCGCUCCCGACCCCACAGACGACAAGGGCAAAGAAAGCAGUAGCUCCAGCAGCAGUGACGAGGAUCAGCAAGAGGAGCAGAACCCCCAGGACGGGGACCACGAAAAUGGCCGGCACCGGCAAUGGCGCCCCUACCUUAGGAGUUUCACCCAGUCGCAGCUGCAGGAGCUGGAGAACUAUUUCCAUCGCAACAAGAACCCCAGCAAACCAGCGCGAAAAGAACUUGCAAGACGCAUGCGUGUGGCUGAAGCCAGAAUCCAGGAUUGGUUUAAGAAGAGGAGAGCCCGCUGGAGAAGAUAUCGGAGGGCGCAAAGGAUCAGAAAUGCAAGCCACAUGCACCUCGGCCAUCCUGUUCACGCCAUCUCAGGGCCCCCGUAUUGUCCCGUGUACGUGAUAAGGCCCAGUGUGAUAUGGCUUUAUGUGCAGCCAAUGGUGGUCUGGCCACUCGGGGUGCCCUUGCUACCUUUGCUGCCCUUGGUGCCCAUGGCACCCAUGCCGCCUAUGGCACCCAUGCCGCCUAUGGCACCCAUGCCACAUGUGCCACCCAUGCCACACGGGCCACCCAUGCCACACGGGCCACCCAUGCCACACGGGCCACCCAUGCUGUUCUUUCCUCAGGUGUUCAUGCCUGUCCCCCAGCUCCUCCUCCCCGUGCCUCCAUUUGGUCUGACCAUAGUUAACUUGGUCUGGUUCCCUGCUCCCAGCUGUCCUUUUAUAGUCUUUACUUACUGGUACUAAGUAAUGGUCUCUGUGACCUGUUUUUCCAAAGAGUUUUGGGGCCAGAUACAAAGUUUGAAUAGCACACUAUUAAAAAAAGUUUACUAAACAUUUUGAGAUGUGUUAAGUUUAAAGUUGUUAAAGUUCCUGGAAGGAAUCCAGGCCCAUGUUUGAAAAUUCAUUAAGUUCUUAUCUCCAGCAAUGAGAGAAUUUUUUUUGAGGCAGAGUCACACUAUAGUGCAGGCUGGCCUUGAGCUUGGUUAUGUAACCCAGGCUGACCUCAAAUUCACAGUGAUCCUCUGCCCACGUUUAGGGCAUGUUUUGAAUUUCAAUAAAGACAUGAAAUU